Molecule: messenger RNA, 837 nt
Organism: Vicia faba (fava bean)
Lineage: Eukaryota; Viridiplantae; Streptophyta; Magnoliopsida; Fabales; Fabaceae
Source: the annotation of a GenBank genome assembly
AUGGGAUCUUAUUUGUGUUCUGAUGUUAACAUAUUGAAAAGCUCUAGCAUGGAUUUAACGAGAGUGAUGGUCAGAGUUGCUUGUGAUUUCAUUUUGAAAGAAUCCAUAGAGGCGAAGGUUGAUAAUGUUAUGUACACUUUGAUAUUGAGGGAGGACACCUUUGUCCCUUUAAGGAUUGUUUCAAACUCUCGAGUUUCUAAGGAUAUGGAGAGUGAUGAUUCUAAUAAUUUGGAGGGGGAAAUGAGGGAGGACAAUGAUGUUGGCGAUUGCUAUGGCGAACCUCUGUUUCAGGAGGAGGAUACAUGGCCAGAUGAAGCGGAAGAGGAAGGGGAGUUAUUUUGUAGGAAUGGUGUUAAUCAAUUGGUAAGAAACUUUUUGUCUUGUUCGGAUGGAACAAGGGUUAGCUGUAUUUUUGGUUCUAAACAAACAAAAAUGUGCCCCAAUAAUGUGAGUAGAUACAAAAAGGAGGUGACCUUGUUUGGUGGGGGCCACGAGUAUAGAAAAAAAGGACCAAGGAUUUUUAAAUUCAAAAAGUUGUGUUGGAAUGAUGGGUUUCUUGGUGUCAAGAAGAAGUUUAGGCCCAAAAGGAAAAAACAAAGGGUGAAAACUCUAUCUUCUGAUACUAUUGAAAGCUCUCAGUUAUGCAGAAAAUUCCACUCGGUUGGGCAUGUGGAAGAGGAAAAUUACUUUUAUUUACCCGAAACUAUUUAUCAUGGUGAUCAAUCAGUGGCCUCAGAUACUUUGAGGAGCAACUUUAGCAUGUGGGACAACUUGGAAUCUAUUGGGGGGGGGGGGACUUUGGGAGGCUAUUUCCAAUCUUGGGAUUGUAGCUAUUGA